Prosopis cineraria is the source of this 2361-nucleotide messenger RNA. RefSeq names its product zinc finger protein ZAT9-like. The record is from RefSeq and is a predicted model, not a curated record. NCBI's taxonomy places the organism in Eukaryota, Viridiplantae, Streptophyta, Magnoliopsida, Fabales, Fabaceae. Bases 467 to 1984 code for a protein of 505 amino acids. The transcript is spliced from 2 exons.
UUCCAUGCAUGGAUUUCUCCUCCAAAUAUAGUCAAGCUUCCGAGUUAGAGAGAGAAACCCACUAGUGAGAGACAGAGAAACAAACGCUCGCUCACUCAUUCAUCACUCUCCUUCCUUCCUUCCUUCCUUUUCUAUUACUUUUUCUCCAACGCUUGUUCAUCCGCCAUCAUUAGCCACCAAGAUCUUGCUUGCUUUAAAUCACCUUGGAUUUUAGUGAAAUUCUCGAGAUGGGUUUGGUCUUUUCCCGCGGAAUUCGGGGAUUCGCAUCGAUAAGCUGAUCUGGGCCUUGCUGAUUUUCCUUCCUGAUAUCCUGUUUCAUCGCCAUUUGGAUUGUUAUCUUGUGCGUGAUGGGAUCCAUUAUUUCAGCUUUCUUGGAUGUUCUUUGAUCAGCAUCGAAGUUAGUGCCGUUUUGCUACGGUGAUCUGCGUGUUUUUCAUUUUCCCUUGAAUUAAUUGCGCCGAGUCGGAUGGAAGAAGAAGGUCGGCAAGUGCUGGAACAUGUGUGUAAAUUCUGCAGCAAGAGCUUCCCUUGCGGUAGAUCAUUAGGAGGUCACAUGAGGUCGCACAUCACCAAUUUUUCAACUGAAGCAGAGGAGAAACCUGCGACGGUGAAGAAGAUUCAAUCUGUCAUCAAUGCCGGAGCUGGAAGCAGUAAGGUUGCGGAGUACGAUCUCAGAGAGAAUCCCAAAAAGACUUGGAGACUCGCAGAUUCAAGAAGGGAAGAAACACCUCCGGUCACUGACGACAAAUUCUGCAAAGAGUGUGGCAAAGCGUUUCACUCUUGGAAAGCUCUUUUUGGUCACAUGAAAUGCCAUUCCGAGAAAUCUUCCAUUAACAACAACAACAACAACUUGGAGAAUCAAGAUUCUGCUAGCCAGAAAGUUGUCACAGAUAGCCAAUCAGACAACGAGGGCGCUGGCAAUCCUAACCGAAGAAGAAGAUCCAAGAGAAGAACGAGGUUCGUUGCCGCUGCUUCAACUUCCUCUCUAUCUUUUGCGAAUCCUUCGUCCUCUGUUUCUGAGGUUGAACAAGAGCAAGAAGAGGUUGCUAUGAGCUUGAUGAUGCUAAGCAGGGACGUGGGUCAGUGGAGCGGUUUGAAUCCUCUUUUCGACUCCUCCGAUAACAAUUCGGCAUUUUUCGAAGCUCGAUCUUCAGUGGUUCGAACUAAUCUGAGUACCAAAAUUGAAACGGGUAAAGUAAAACUGACUAUUGGCAGCAACUCUGAUUCUGCGGAUUUCAACCCGAAAGGAAAAAAACCAGAGAGUUUAGCAAGUAGCUCUCCGUUGAAUGGGUUCAAAUCGAUCAAAGCCACAGUUUCCAUUAAUGGGUUGGUCAAGAACUGUAAAGAAAAGAAGCAGGAGCUUGAUAACCAGUUGACAUUGGAGGAUUCUGAAGACGAACAGCGGAAGAGCGAGGCCAAUGGAACAGAACUAGAUUCAUCAGUGAAGAGAAGGUUUUCGGAUUAUGAGGUGAAGUCGAAUUGCAAGAAAGGGAAGUUCAAGUGUACAACUUGCAACAAGAUCUUCCACUCGUACCAAGCUCUGGGAGGCCACAGAUCUAGUCAUAAGAAGCUCAAAGGCUGCUCUGCUUCGAGAAACGAGAGUAGCGAGAACAGCAUAGAAACAGACCUCAACAAUGGGUAUGUAGUUCAAAAUCAAGAGCUUAUGGCUUGUGUCAAUUUGGAGAAUGAAGAAGAGGUAGUCACAGAACCCAAGAAGAACAAAGUACAUGAGUGUCCAAUUUGCCUGAAGAUUUUUCCAUCUGGCCAAGCUUUGGGAGGUCACAAGAGAUCUCAUUUCGCAGCUGAAGGGUCACUAGUACUAGAGAAACCAGUUCAGGGAAUCAGAGACUUUCUUGAUCUCAAUCUUCCUGCUUCUACAGAAGAAGAAAGCAACAGUCGAGUGGAGAAUUACCAGCCAUGGUGGGUGGUACAAGGCCAUCAUCAUCCCAAGCAGGAGGCACUGGUUGGCCUCAUAUCUAACUGAUAAGAGUGGUUCAGACGACUCAGAUUCAGGUUCGGCAAUGAUAUGAAGAUUCAAAAGCUGUAUAGACAACAAGUUCCUGCAUUCAUUUCAUUAAUUCUUUCAAGGUACUUCUUCUCGUAUUAUUCACCAGUCAGUUCAUGGGGACGAUGAACUCACAGCUUUUACUUUGCUGAUUUUUUUGGUUGGUAAUGGUAUUACUAUGAUAUGCUAUACUUUGUCAAUAGAAUAAGUCUCACCGGAACAGACUGUGCAUUACAUUUCUGUCUUCACAUGUACCUCUUUUUCCUGAUCUGUAUGAAACUCCAAAAGUGACAUGGUUGAGAGGUAAUUAUAUUUUCUUGGCAUCAAAGAGAAAUGAAUGAGGUGUUGAAAACAAA